Baudoinia panamericana UAMH 10762 is the source of this 633-nucleotide messenger RNA. RefSeq lists its product as uncharacterized. NCBI's taxonomy places the organism in Eukaryota, Fungi, Ascomycota, Dothideomycetes, Mycosphaerellales, Teratosphaeriaceae. Bases 1 to 633 code for a protein of 210 amino acids. The record is from RefSeq and is a predicted model, not a curated record. Gene Ontology annotation, biological process: endoplasmic reticulum to Golgi vesicle-mediated transport; intracellular protein transport. The transcript has 4 exons. Gene Ontology annotation, cellular component: endoplasmic reticulum; endoplasmic reticulum membrane.
AUGACGCUCUACUACUCCCUCGUAUUCGCCCUGCUGGUCUUCGAAAUGGCCGUCUUCAUGUCCCUCAUCAUCCCCCUGCCCUUCAGCUGGAAGCGCAAGCUCUUCACCUUCAUCUCCGAGAGUCCACUGGUGGCUAAGCUGCAAUAUGGGUUACGAAUCACAUUUAUUUUCAUCCUCAUUCUUUUCGUCGACAGCGUCAACCGCGUCUACCGCGUGCAAGUCGAGCUGUCCAUGGCCAAGCAGCAGAGCGGAGCUGCCGCCGCCGUAGCAGGCAGCGAACGCAUGGAAGUGCAAGCCCGCAAAUUCUACUCCCAACGCAACAUGUACCUCUGCGGCUUCACCCUCUUCCUCUCCCUCAUCCUCAACCGCACCUACGUCAUGAUCCUCGACGUCUUGCGCCUGGAGGAGGAGGUCAAGCGGCUCAAGGGCGACAAGCCGGCCAACGACAAGGCGCAGAGUAAGCUGGGCGAGGCGGGCGAGAUGGGCGAGAUUGGCCGCUUGAGGGAGGAGUUGAAGAAGCGGGAUAAGGAUAUCGAGGUGCUCAAGAGUCAGAGUAAGGGGUUGAGCGAUGAGUAUCAGCGGUUGGGCGAUCAGUUCCAUGUGAGUGACGGCACGCCCAAGAAGAAUGUGUAA